AUGAGCGUCGACUCCAGGUCAGUGAGCUCUUGUAAUGGCCUGGUUCUAGUUUCCAAUGAAGAUUUUGUCAACUUCUUAUUUAAUCCAUCCACUAGUGAAUGGAAGGAACUGCCUUCCCCUUUUCCUCAAUACAGACAAUACUCUUCGGUGGAUGUCUUUUAUCCACCUGGGUUGGGUUAUGUCUCGUACCCGGUUGAUUACAAGGUCGUGAUGCCCGUUUUUAAGCAACGGCGAAACGCUAAUGAUGCCGAUGUUACGAUUGUGGCUGUCUAUUCACUGAAAAAUAAUGCUUGGAGGACGAUUCAAGAUUUCCCUUAUGAUCCUGUGGGACGUGGUCGUGGGGUUUGCUUUAACGAGCAUCUCCAUUUCCUAUGUGGGAGGACUGGUGGUUUGGAUUAUUCUGAAGUUGUUGUUGCCUUCGAUUUGGUGGAUGAGAUUUUCAGGGAAGUGGAGUGGCCUGCCUCGUAUGAUGUUACCGAGUUUAGGGGUCAUGACAUGGCGGUUCUUGAGGGUUGUCUUUGUUUGCUUGUCUGGUCGAAGAGUGAUCGAAUUGAUGUUUGGUUGAUAAUGGAUUAUGAGGAACUUGUGUUGAGGAGAGAGAGAUUUACAAGUAUCAGUGGAAGGGUAGAAGAUGAAUUUGACGGGAAAAAACUAAUUCUUUGCAAUCCAAUGCAAGGCAUACGAAGGGAAGUGGUGGUUCCUGGCAUUCCAACUACAUCUCUAGUUGGGGACCACUGCAUGGAGACCCUCCUCUCUCCUAAUCAUGGAGGACGGAUUCCGGAGACAAUAUGA
This is a messenger RNA of Rhododendron vialii, 792 nucleotides long. RefSeq names its product F-box protein At4g22390-like. The transcript is spliced from 2 exons. Bases 1 to 792 code for a protein of 263 amino acids. Gene Ontology annotation, molecular function: protein binding. The record is from RefSeq and is a predicted model, not a curated record. Lineage: Eukaryota; Viridiplantae; Streptophyta; Magnoliopsida; Ericales; Ericaceae.